AUGGACGGGAAGAAGUACGACAUCCUGCUGCUUGGCAGUACGGGGUACACCGGGCAAAUGAUAUUGGAGUAUCUUUUGAAAAACUAUCAAGAGAGGAUCUCCAGUGGGGAUGUAAAACUUCUCUGUGCAGUGAGAAGUACAGAAAAGUUUAGCGACAUUUUGUUAAGAAUGAAAGAGAAGGAAGGUGUCACAUGUAGUGAAAAGAUUGAGACAAAACAAUGCGAUGUGGGUAACUACGAUUCCAUUUUAAGUUGUUGCAGUAUGUGCAGAGUGGUCAUCAGCGCAGUGGGUCCCUAUGCGACGUACGGGUAUAAUAUUGUUAAGGCGUGUGUGGAAGGUAACUCCCACUACGUAGAUCUGUGUGGUGAGCAUACGUUCAUGUUGAGCAUAUACAAGGAGUUCAACGAAAUUGCAAAGAAAAAAAAGAUAAAAAUUAUUCACAGCGCAUCGUUCAUUUCAGCCAUUAGCGAUUUGGGGACAUUUAUAAUUCAAGAGGAGUUUUUAAAAAGAUACAAACAACCAUGUUCAUAUAUUCGCAUAAGACUCUCCGCGGAAGGCAGUGAGUUAAGAACGGUGGGAAAAACCACCAUAAAAAGUAUUUUGCAAUUCAGGAAGGACGUUCAAGAUGGCUACAAUGAACAUUACCUGUGUGAGGGUAAAUACGACAAAGUGAUGAAUGAUGAGGUGAGUUCCUAUUUAUUAGAAAAAGAGAAAAAAGAAAAAUCAUUUUUCGACUAUGAGGAAGAAUUUGGAUACUGCUUUAGGACAGUUUAUUCGAAAGCGGAAGAAGCCUACGUUUUGUGGUCAAAUUAUUUGCUUAAUUAUAGGUAUGGGAAAAACUUGAUUGUGAGUUAUCAACAGUAUGACGCGCACUUGACGACUCCCAUGUACGUUUUGAGGAAAAUGUUAUCAACUGUGAAGAAUGUGUUUAGUAGCGUCGUGGCCUUUGCGCUGAGGCCGUUCGGCUUGGCCAACUAUUUGGCGGGAAAGUACGUGGACUGGCUACACACGCCGAAGACGGCAAACGAGUUGAGGAGGGCCUUUUGGACGUGCGCCGUGGUUGGGCAAUCCUACGUGGGGGUAAGCAGUUCUUCGGAGGACGCGAAUGGGGGAAACAACCCUGCGGAGGGUUCCCACUCGAAGGGCGGCAACCAGGAGCGGAAGAUAUUCCUGCACUUGAGCGGAAAGAAUGAAGACCCAGGAUAUGUCCUAAGCGCGAAAAUCAUAUCGGAAUCGGGGCUCUCGCUAUUGGAGUCGACUUUACCCCACACCUUUGGAGUCCUUUCCGUGUCCGUUGGCCUCGGAAAGGUACACGGAUCAUUAGCUCGAGCGGGAAAGGUCAAAAACCAGACGCCCAAGGUUCCCAAGGUGUCUAAGAGAAAAAAGUUGACUGGAAGGGCAAAGAAGAGACAGCUAUAUAACAGAAGAUUUUCCGACGGAACGGGAAGAAAGAAGGGACCCAAUUCGAAAUUGUAA
This is a messenger RNA of Plasmodium inui San Antonio 1, 1476 nucleotides long. RefSeq lists its product as hypothetical. Gene Ontology annotation, cellular component: lipid droplet; plasma membrane; ribosome. The record is from RefSeq and is a predicted model, not a curated record. The transcript is spliced from 2 exons. The coding region runs from base 1 to 1476 and encodes 491 amino acids. Gene Ontology annotation, molecular function: structural constituent of ribosome. NCBI's taxonomy places the organism in Eukaryota, Apicomplexa, Aconoidasida, Haemosporida, Plasmodiidae. Gene Ontology annotation, biological process: glycolipid biosynthetic process; translation.